Molecule: messenger RNA, 2938 nt
Organism: Poecilia latipinna (sailfin molly)
Lineage: Eukaryota; Metazoa; Chordata; Actinopteri; Cyprinodontiformes; Poeciliidae
Gene: abi3b
Product: ABI family, member 3b
Exons: 5
Coding region: 361-1257 (298 amino acids)
Biological process (GO): neuron migration
Cellular component (GO): lamellipodium; actin-based cell projection; SCAR complex
Molecular function (GO): signaling adaptor activity; SH3 domain binding
Source: RefSeq, a predicted model, not a curated record
CACUGACCUCUGGUGGACUUCCCGGAUAUCGCUGGUGGACUUUCACUUUGCUUGGAGACGGAUCGGAAAUAAUAAAGUAGUUUCGUUGUUUCAAUUGGCAUUGUGUAAAAAGAAAGAAUACACGUAUAUAUUAGUUACAGGAGACAGAUGUUUCCUGUUUUUGUGCGGAGUGACUGGCGGUCCACCUGGAGCAGCCCUUCCCUGAGAACAGCUGCUCUCAAAUCUCUCCCCUGAGGGAUUUUCCGCGUUCUCCACCGACACAAACACCUCCCUGCGUAGACCGGGAAAAAAACCGUUUUCAUCCUCACCAAACAACGUCUGUUGGCUUCCCAUAUAGUAAACAUUUUUUAAGCAACAACCAUGGGAGAAAUGACAGGAUCAAAGAGCUUCUCAGAAGUUAUAAGUCAGAUAUUACAAGAGGAGCCAGCUGCCAGGAAAGAUCUGGUUGAUAACCAGAGCAACCUUCUCCGAGUGGCAGAGUACUGCGAGAACAACUACCUCCAGGCGGAUGAUCCGACCAAAGCUGUGGAGGAGACCAAGGCUCUGACCACCCAGGCUUUAGCCAGUGUCACCUACCAGAUCAACAGCGUGGCCAGCACCGUGCUCAGGCUGCUGGACUCCCAGGCCAUGCAGAUCAAAGACAUGGAGUCUUCCGUCAACCUGCUGUCACUGGCUGCUGCGAUCCACUUUGAGAAGGUGGCCAGGAGGGAGAUUGGUGUCUUCACCACACCCAAAGACAAGACCCGAUCCAAACCCAUGGCCCCGCCCCCUUCAGGCACAGAGCAGGAGACGGGUUACAUGAGAACUCCGAUAUCAUACACCAUCUUGGACACCGUUGGACACUAUUUCCAGGUCAAAGAGCAGCAGCCCAGCAAGAACACAAAGACCACAGAGAACACGGAGCGAGCUGAAGAACACUCUGUGUCGGCCCACGGCAUCGCCGUACCUCUACCCUCUGUUCCCACUAAGCCCACAGCGAGCAGCCUGCCUCCCCCUCCUCCACCUGCUUCUGCCACAAACCUGCCCUCUCCUCCCUCCUCAAUGGACACUGGCCUCCCUCCUCCACCCUCCUUUCCAUCUCCAUCCAAUCUUCCCCCACCCCCUCCUCCACCGGCCAUCGGCCUGUUGGACAACAGCUUCCUUCCACUCCCUCCGCCUCAUGCUGCCAGCAGCACCGGUCUACCUCCUCCUCCUCCUCCUCCUCCAGCCAGUGGUGUACCACCACCACCACCCCCUCCCCCACCACCUCUCUUCUAGAUGGUAGAUUGUGUCACUCAGGGUUUUGCUAACUUUGAAGCAGAACUAAAGCAAAGUGUCUGUGUCUGUGUGUGCGUGUGUGCAGGUGUUUGAACCCUGAGCUGUUUCAUCUGUGAUUAAUUCCAAAGCGCGAGCCCGAAGUGACAUUUUCUGGUUUAGAAAAUCUCUCCUUCAGCAUUCUGUGCGUACAGAAGGUGAGCGGCGAGGAUCGUCCCGGCGUGUCCCGACAGCACCUCCACCGCAUUCCUUCAAAACAAGCUGAAACAGGGAUUCCUGGUUUCCUGUCAUCAGCUCUUCCAUCACUGUUUCCUCUUCCCCAUAACGUCCGUGCCUCAUCAUAAUGAGGGUUACUUCAAACUGCAGCGGUCUGCGGCUCAACCCAGGCAGCGGUCACUUUCCUGUCUGGUCAACGUGAUUCUAAGUCUCUAACACUGGCAGCUUUGACCUCAGUGUGCUCUGCGUCUUUAAACAGGCCACUGAGGGUGUGAACUGUCUGCUGCAAGUCAUAUUUAAAACCUCUAUAAUUAAGUGCAUUUACUGUACCUGACAGUGUCUGUUACGCUGUACUGUACAAAUAAAGAUCUAGACACAGAUAAAUAUGAAGGGAAACUUUUAAAGUAUGUUGGUUUUAAGUUAAAUCAAUUUAAUCUGAGAGAAAAUGGAUUAAAUUCAACCAUCUGAGAGAAAUUAGUUAUUUUUUGUAAGUUUCAGAUUUGAGGGUUUUUUCUUUUUCACAAGUUUUCAUACUUUUUUCUGUAUUUUUAGUAUAUUUUGUCAUGUUACCACCACAACAAUCCAUGUGCGGUGUUAUGUGCAAACUGAAUGAAAAUGAAUAUGUUUCUAAACCAUUUUUGCAGACAGAAAUCAGCUGAGUGAGUCAGUCUGUCGCUCCAGGUUUGUCUCUACCAGAUUUACACGACAGACUGAACAAUUUGCCGAUUUUUCCUUAUAAAUUGGCUUAAAUUCUCCCAGAUUUAAUGAAGAGUGUCUGCAAAAGAGCAAGUUUUUAUACUUUAAUACAGCUUCUCAGUUUCAUUUAGCUCUGGACUUUGACUGGACCAUUGUAAAAAUAAAGAAAAUUGCUGCUCUUCUACUGAUGAAAGGUGAAACUCGAUCUCAGAUCAUUUGCAGGUUUUCCUUUAGAACUCUUCGAUUUAACUUACUUAAUCUCAUCCCUGACCAGCUGCCCUGUUCAGGCUGGAGAAACGGAUUCCCUCAGCAUGACACUACCAGAACUUUGUUUUGCCAUGUGGAUGAUUAUUGUGUAAAGGAUUCUUCAUAAUUUUGCUUUUACGGUUUUUAAAGCAGGUCAGCGACACUCAGUCAUAUUUUCUUCUUCUGUUUUCCUCAAAGAGUUGAAGUAUUUCCCCAGCAGUGAAUGUAAUUCUCCCUCAUGUUAGGAUUCCUGUUUGGAGUUCAGGGCUCAUUCUGCACUCUCCAUAAUCCAACUUUUUAAAUGCGUUAAUGGAAUCAUCAGCGUUGAAUCUGUUUCAUGUUUCAUCUGUUCUCAGGAAUGAACCCUUCAUCUUCCUCAUCAUCCUGUUGUUACAGAGGAAGAGGAGGAAGAAGAGUACAGCACAAUAAUACUGUACUGUUUGUGCUGCUUUAUUGUGCAUAUAUAAGCAGAUUCCCAUUUAAAAAAAAAGAAGUUAAUUUGUUUAGGUCAUCAAAAAGUAAAAAA